GGCUCGGCUAUUGCGCUGAAUCAGAUGUUGCGCGCGCGCCGAAACUGGAGAGAGGAGCGCAUGAGGCCUGCGGGCGACGCGGCCAUCCCACCGCGCGCCCUCUAGACACCACCCUACACACAGCACUAUAUACGGUCGGUCAUGAAAAAUCUUGCCAAUUUGCUGGCUGUCCCGAUCAGCGAACACGUGGUAACUUUCAUCUCCUCGGUAGCCGCGGCCACACUGCACGCGUGGACGACAGAGGGGCGUAGCGGCCGUUGGUGGUCGGUGGGAGGUCGCGGGCGCAAAGCGUGCGGCCGCGCUCGUUUCCCCCACCACACACACCCACCCAUUCACUGUUAGCAGUAGGCAGUUCACUCGGGGGGAGUUCGAUAGACAAUGUCCGAGGACUUGGACUCGAUUAGCGAGGAAGAACGAAGCUUGUUCCGACCCUUCACAAGAGAGUCACUAGCCGCUAUCGAAGCCCGCAUAGCAGAGGAGCAUGCCAAGCAAAAGGAACUCGAGAAAAAACGAGCGGAAGGCGAGAACGAUUUGGGGCGGCCGAAAAAGAAAAAAGAAGUGCGAUACGAUGACGAAGACGAGGACGAAGGCCCUCAGCCGGACGCGACCCUGGAGCAGGGCUUGCCCUUGCCGGUGCGAAUGCAGGGCUCCUUCCCUCUGGAACUCGCCUCCACACCCCUAGAGGAUAUUGACCCUUUCUACCAUAACCAGACAACCUUCGUAGUUAUAAGCAAGGGUAAAGAUAUCUUCAGAUUUUCGGCAACGAACGCCCUAUGGAUACUUAACCCGUUCAAUCCAAUAAGAAGAGUGGCGAUAUACAUAUUAGUGCAUCCUUUGUUCUCUUUGUUUAUCAUUACGACGAUCUUAGUGAACUGCAUACUUAUGAUAAUGCCGACGACACCGACUGUUGAAAGUACUGAAGUUAUCUUUACCGGGAUCUACACGUUUGAAUCAGCGGUGAAAGUAAUGGCCCGGGGUUUCAUACUACAGCCAUUCACAUACCUUAGAGAUGCAUGGAAUUGGCUUGACUUCGUAGUAAUAGCUUUAGCUUAUGUGACGAUGGGCAUAGAUCUUGGAAACUUGGCCGCGCUAAGAACGUUCAGGGUACUGCGAGCGUUGAAGACUGUGGCCAUUGUACCGGGUUUGAAGACCAUCGUCGGAGCCGUGAUAGAGUCCGUGAAGAAUCUGCGGGACGUGAUCAUCCUGACCAUGUUCUCUCUAUCCGUGUUCGCACUGAUGGGGCUGCAAAUCUACAUGGGUGUGCUCACUCAGAAGUGCGUCAAGGUGUUCCCGGAAGACGGCUCGUGGGGGAACCUCACCGAUGAGAACUGGGAGAGGUUUUGUCAGAACGAAACGAACUGGUACGAAGAAGGAGGUGAAUAUCCGCUAUGUGGAAACUCAUCAGGGGCAGGGCAAUGCGAGCCGGGCUACGUGUGUCUGCAGGGCUUCGGGCCAAACCCGAACUACGGAUACACGAGCUUCGACACCUUCGGCUGGGCUUUUUUGUCCGCUUUCCGUCUGAUGACCCAGGACUAUUGGGAGAAUCUCUACCAAUUGGUGUUGCGGUCAGCGGGGUCCUGGCACGUGCUGUUCUUCGUGGUGAUCAUCUUCUUGGGCUCGUUCUACCUCGUGAACUUGAUCUUGGCCAUCGUCGCCAUGUCCUACGACGAGUUGCAGAAGAAGGCCGAGGAGGAGGAACAGGCUGAGGAAGAAGCGUUGAGGGAAGCGGAGCAGAAAGCAGCAGCGAGAGCGGACAAGCAGGAAGCGAGGGAAGCUCACGCCCGAGAGCAGGCGGCGGCGGCCGAGGCGGCGGCCUACGCGGAGGCGCAUCCCGCCAAGUCGCCCUCCGAAUUCUCCUGCCACAGCUACGAGCUCUUCGUCAACCAGGAGCGCGGCAACCAGGACGACAAUACGCGCGAGCGCAUGUCCCUCCGUAGCGACCCGUUCCAGGACUCGGUGAGCACUCAGCCCACGCAAAGGCCCGCCGACCAGCACCACGAAUCACGCCGCCCGAGGAAGGUUAGCAUGGCGUCGUUAUCUCUGCCGGGGUCGCCGUUCAACUUGCGGCGGGGUUCGCGGGGCUCGCACCAGAUGGCGCUGCGGCCGAACGGGCGGAACCGAUACCCGCCGGGCGCGGACCGCAAGCCGCUGGUGCUGUCGACGUACCUGGAUGCGCAGGAGCAUCUGCCCUACGCCGACGACUCUAACGCUGUCACACCUAUGUCUGAAGAAAACGGUGCUAUCAUCAUUCCUGUAUACUACGCUAAUUUAGGCUCUCGCCAUUCCUCGUACACGUCGCAUCAAUCGCGGUUAUCGUAUACGUCGCACGGAGACUUGCUCGGCGGCAAGGUGCAGACGAAGGAGCAGCGGCUGCGUGGACGCUCAGCCUCGCGCAACCACAGCGUCACGUCGCAGCCGCACGCCUACCCGCUGCCGAGGCAGGACUCCUCGCUUGCGUCCAGGCCGCUACGGGAGUAUGAGAUGAGCACGACUGAAUGCACGGACGAGGCCGGGAAAGUGUUGAAGCCAUCCAACGACAACCCUUUUAUAGAAAAUUCGCAACAGCCUAAUGUCGUUGAUAUGAGAGACGUAAUGGUACUAAACGAAAUCAUCGAACAAGCGGGAAGGCAAAGCAGAGCAAGCGAUCAGAACGUGUCAGUGUACUACUUCCCAACAGCGGAAGACGACGAAGAUGGCCCCACGUUUAAGGAGAAACUCCUGGAAUGUCUGAUGAAGGGGAUAGACCUGUUCUGUGUUUGGGACUGCUGCUGGUUGUGGCUGGAGUUUCAGAAGUAUGUCGCACUGCUGGUGUUCGAUCCCUUCGUAGAGUUGUUUAUCACGCUGUGUAUCGUCGUCAAUACGCUGUUCAUGGCAUUGGAUCAUCACGAUAUGGACAAAGAUAUGGAAAAGGCGCUCAAAAGCGGAAACUAUUUUUUCACCGCGACAUUCGGUAUUGAAGCUAUGUUGAAAUUAAUAGCGAUGAGUCCUAAAUAUUAUUUUCAAGAAGGAUGGAACAUAUUUGACUUUAUCAUAGUGGCCUUAUCACUUUUGGAGUUGGGUUUGGAAGGCGUUCAGGGUUUGUCUGUUUUGCGUUCCUUUCGUUUGCUUCGAGUAUUCAAAUUGGCAAAGUCAUGGCCGACACUUAAUUUACUCAUCUCUAUAAUGGGUAGGACAAUGGGUGCCUUGGGCAACUUGACCUUCGUAUUAUGCAUCAUUAUUUUCAUAUUCGCGGUGAUGGGUAUGCAACUGUUCGGAAAAAAUUACGUUGAUUAUGUGGACCGCUUCCCUGACGGAGACCUCCCGAGAUGGAACUUUACAGAUUUCAUGCACAGUUUCAUGAUUGUGUUCCGAGUACUCUGCGGAGAGUGGAUAGAGAGCAUGUGGGACUGUAUGUUAGUGGGAGAUGUCUCAUGUAUACCGUUCUUCUUGGCUACUGUCGUCAUUGGCAAUCUUGUGGUUCUUAACCUUUUCUUGGCCCUGUUACUGUCAAAUUUCGGUUCAUCGAGUUUAUCGACGCCUACCGCGGACCAGGACACGAAUAAAAUAGCAGAGGCCUUCAACAGAAUAUCCAGGUUUACAGAAUGGGUCAAACGGAACGUGGCAGAUUUUCUGAAGCUACUAAAGAACAAAUUGACGAACCAGAUAGCAAUACACGCACCCGAGCGCGUCGACAACGACCUGGAACUGGCCACGGACCUCGACGACGCCGUCCUGUACAAAGACAAAAAACUAAAGGAUCAAGUCGAAGUAGCCAUAGGAGACGGCAUGGAAUUCACGAUACCAGGUGACAAUAAAUAUAAAAAAGGGAAAAUAUUGAUGAAUAAUAUUAACGCUAUGGAUAGUAAUCAUAGAGACAAUCGGUUAGACUGUGAACUAAAUCAUCACGGAUAUCCUAUACAAGACGACGAUACAAUAAGUCAGAAAUCAUAUGGUAGUCAUAAGAUUAGAUCAUUUAAAGAUGAAAGCCAUAAAGGUUCGGCAGACACGAUAGACGGUGAAGAGAAGAAAGACGCUAGUAAAGAGGAAUUAGGACUCGAAGAGGAAAUGAUAGAAGAGGAAGAGGAUGGCAAAUUAGAUGGAUCGCUAGGCAAACAAGACAUCAUUGUAGCCGCAGACGAGGAAGUGGUUGAUGACUCGCCAGCAGAUUGUUGCCCGGAGCCUUGCUACCAGCGCUUCCCGUUCCUUGCCGGGGACGACGAGUCCCCAUUCUGGCAGGGCUGGGGAAUGCUCAGACUAAAGACUUUCAAACUCAUAGAAAAUACUUAUUUUGAAACGGCUGUGAUUACAAUGAUUUUACUCAGUAGUUUGGCCUUGGCGUUAGAAGAUGUACAUUUACCACAUCGGCCAAUCCUUCAAGACAUUUUGUACUACAUGGAUCGUAUAUUCACCGUAAUCUUCUUUAUCGAGAUGUUGAUCAAGUGGCUCGCCCUCGGCUUCCAAAAGUAUUUCACUAACGCCUGGUGUUGGCUCGACUUCAUCAUCGUCAUGGUCUCGCUUAUAAACUUCGUAGCGGCGCUUUGUGGCGCCGGAGGCAUUCAGGCGUUCAAAACGAUGAGAACGCUUCGCGCUCUGCGACCGCUCAGGGCCAUGAGUCGCAUGCAGGGCAUGAGGGUGGUGGUGAACGCGCUGGUUCAGGCGAUACCUUCUAUCUUCAACGUGCUGCUCGUGUGCCUCAUCUUCUGGCUCAUAUUUGCCAUCAUGGGUGUGCAACUGUUUGCUGGAAAAUACUUCAAGUGCGUUGACCUAAACCAUACAACUCUGAGCCAUGAAAUUAUUCCGGACCGAAAUGCUUGCAUAUUGGAAAAUUAUACUUGGGAAAACUCGCCUAUGAACUUUGACCACGUCGGAAAAGCCUACCUAUGUCUCUUCCAAGUGGCUACAUUCAAAGGCUGGAUUCAGAUCAUGAACGAUGCUAUCGAUUCGAGAGAGGUGGGACGUCAACCAAUCCGAGAGACUAACAUAUACAUGUACUUGUACUUUGUAUUCUUCAUCAUCUUCGGCUCGUUCUUCACUCUCAAUCUAUUCAUCGGUGUGAUCAUCGACAACUUUAACGAGCAAAAGAAGAAAGCAGGCGGUAGCUUAGAGAUGUUCAUGACUGAAGAUCAAAAGAAAUAUUACAACGCCAUGAAGAAAAUGGGUUCCAAGAAACCAUUGAAGGCCAUCCCAAGACCAAAGUGGCGUCCACAAGCAAUAGUGUUCGAAAUAGUUACAGAUAAGAAGUUCGACAUGAUAAUUAUGUUGUUUAUUGGUCUAAACAUGUUGACCAUGACGUUAGACCACUAUCAACAAGCGGAAACGUUUAGCAACGUACUCGACUAUCUAAAUAUGAUAUUCAUCGUGAUAUUCAGUUCAGAGUGCCUGCUGAAAAUAUUCGCCUUACGGUACCAUUAUUUUGUUGAGCCGUGGAAUCUAUUCGAUUUCGUCGUUGUAAUGUUCUCUAUUCUUAGUUUGGUGCUGAGUGAUAUAAUAGAAAAAUAUUUUGUAUCACCAACGUUAUUGAGAGUAGUAAGAGUAGCAAAAGUGGGUCGAGUACUCCGAUUAGUGAAAGGUGCGAAGGGUAUCAGAACCCUGUUGUUCGCGCUAGCCAUGUCACUGCCAGCUCUGUUCAACAUCUGUCUACUGCUGUUCCUCGUCAUGUUCAUCUUCGCCAUAUUCGGCAUGUCGUUCUUCAUGCACGUCAAAAACAAAGGCGGCCUCGACGACGUGUACAACUUCAAGACUUUCGUGCAGAGCAUGAUAUUGCUAUUUCAAAUGUCGACCUCCGCCGGCUGGGACGGCGUGCUGGACGGCAUCAUCAACGAGGAGGAGUGCAACCUGCCCGACAACGAGCGCGGCUACCCCGGCAACUGCGGCUCCGCCACCAUCGGCAUCACCUACCUGCUGUCCUACCUCGUCAUCUCCUUCCUCAUCGUCAUCAACAUGUACAUCGCCGUCAUCCUCGAGAACUACUCGCAGGCCACAGAAGACGUGCAGGAAGGUCUCACGGACGAUGACUAUGACAUGUACUACGAAAUCUGGCAACGGUUCGAUCCGGAUGGCACACAGUACAUUCGCUACGAUCAGCUGUCAGAUUUCCUCGACGUGCUGGAGCCGCCCUUGCAGAUUCACAAGCCGAACAAGUACAAGAUCAUAUCGAUGGACAUUCCCAUAUGUCGCAACGACAUGAUGUUCUGCGUGGACAUCCUGGACGCGCUGACGAAGGACUUCUUCGCGCGGAAAGGCAACCCGAUCGAGGACCCCGGAGACCUCGAGGUCGGGCGGCCGGACGAGGUGGGCUACGAGCCCGUGUCGUCGACGCUGUGGCGGCAGCGCGAGGAGUACUGCGCGCGGCUGAUCCAGCACGCGUGGCGGCGGCACCGGCGCGCGCACGGCGACGGCGACGAGGCGGAGGCGGGCGCGGGCGCGGGCGCGGGCGCGGCCACGGCCGUGCUGCUGGACGCCGUGACGCCCAACGGGCACCGCGUGGUGCUGCAGGCGGCGGCGGCGGCGGCGGCGCGCCCGCCCGACCCCGCGCCGCCGCGCGCCCGUCUGACCCGCGCUGGCGCUCGCGCUGCUGCCCGCGCUGGUCGACGACGCGCCGCUGCCGCUGCCCGCACCGCUGCCCGAGCUCCUGAGCCCACCCAAGCGCACUUAAUUAUUUUUUACGCUAGACGUUUCGCAUUGUACAUAAGUAGUGUGUCGGCGGGCCGCGGGCGAGCGACGCGACGCGCGCCGGCGCGACCUGCUGCGCGUCCGCGCCGAUUGAUUUCGUGGACGUUGUUCCUUCGCGUUCGGAGACGUUCGAGGUGACGACCGGAGUGUUUCGUAUUCGCGUGGCCGAGCUUUGAGACCGUUUGUUUUGCGACCGACGUUCGCGCGUUCACCGUGUUCCGGUUCUGAGCGGCUCGCGCGGGCCCGCCCGGAGCGCCGCGGGCGGGGCCUCGCCGCGAGCGCGCCGUUUUGUUUCGUCACUAGUGAUUUAAUGUAAGGUAUCGAAUAAAUUGAGGAAGCUGUAAAGGCUUAUUUUUGUAUUCGACGAAUAUCACUCUCUAUUCUGUAAAUUCUAAAUCUGAACUUUUUUAUGACUGUGAAAGUUGUUUAAUCGCCGAUUGUGAGAUAUCAUUUUCCUUCCCCGAAAUGGUGUCGAACAACAACAUUGUAACUAGUGAAUUAAGAGCGAGCCGGAGAAAGAAACCAGUCGCCUUUAGUGAAUAUAUAGCAGAUGUGUAAAAAGUAUAUUAUGGAUAAUUAGUGGCGGUCAGCCAGCUGCGAGUGCAGGCGAGUGGCUUCUGUCUCGGGCCGCGGAGUGCGAGCGCAUUCGCUUUGGGUUCGCUUGGCGCCUCCCGUGAGGUCACAGCGAGCAGAUCGAUGUAGCACUCGUCGUUUGGGAUUCUUUAUGUUUGUUUCAUUCAUUAAAACAUGUAACGUCUUCGACUCGUCCAUCGCAUUCGGACGUUAGUGUAAUCGUAUCUAAUAAACGCUUAGAGAAGCAAUGGCUACGCCGAUUCAUAUCAAUUUUGUCCGUAUAGUUUUUAAUAGUUCCAAUUUUUAAGCCUCUCAGUGUACCGCGAUGACGCCACGGCGUCUUCAAGCGAGGUCGGCUCGCAGUCGGUCUCCUCGAAGUUAAGAGAGUUUAGAAAAAUUUUUGCAAGUUAUCUAAGUAAGCUUAACAAAUCAGCUGUGAAAUCGGUACCAGAAUUCACUUCCGUCCUAAUCAGUAUGCAUCAUAGGAAUCGAGCCAUUUUAUGUAACGCGCACUUUCCACGUACCUAGUUAAUGUAAUUUUCCUUCCCCUGGAUUACAUUAGCUGCCGGCUGAGGCGCGCCCGGCGUCCCCGGCCGGGUGCCCUCGCCCGUCGCCCGCGCCGAGGAGGAUCGCUACCUCAGCUUAUACACCCACACCUGUCUGUCCAACUUUCAUCAUCGACCAAAUAUAAGCCUUCGUUCAAUCUUCUCACGUGCUACAGUCUCACCAAACCCUACGAUAGUGUUCGGUCAAGCCGUAGCGCGCUAGUUCGUAGCUACAAUCGUAGUUCGUAGCUCCGUAGCUACGUAGUGUACCUCGUGACGGGGCGUUUGUGAGACGUUACUACGUGAUAUCGCCAGGAAAGCGAUUAGGAUAUCCUCGUGAACUGAUAUUUUAGAAGACUGACGUAUCGAUCCUCUGUAGACGUGACGCGAUAAACAUUUUAUCUAAUAAUUGCGAGCGGGCUGGUACUGCUUCGAAAAAUAUUGCUCUUGCAGAUUACAUUAUAACGUAACAUUUGCAAUCUUUCACGUCGUACAACCGAUUCGGCUACAUGAGAGAUCACCGUAUUUAGCAAUAAGAUUAUUUAUAUACCUAAGUGAUCGAACGUCCCUUACCGAGUAAGGUAGAUAUUACGAAGUGUUUUGUUUCGAGAUCAUCUCUGCCGAGGCAGCGCGGGCUCGCGCCUCCUUGCGCUCGAGUUUCGUGUCGACAUUGUCUUUUUCUAGCACAACAAAUUCAUUAAAUUUUGUAAUCUAACUUUGGAAGUGGUCAAUUUUCUACUACUCUGUAAAUAUUGAGAGCUUACCGCCGGGUAGAUCCCAAAACGCACGUCGCAACACAUAAUUUAUCAUGUCUACUAUCUAUUGAUAUCAGCGAGUAACGCAGCGAUACAUAAUAAGCUUGAAGCAAUAAGGUAACGUGUGGUCGACGAAAAGAUUUUCGCUUUUUAUUGUAUGGAACAUGUCACCGAAUAGUUGUGUGUCGGUUGUUUUCAAUUCAUUUCAAAUAAAAUGUAAAAAACAAAAGUGCAAGACAAUCUAAGUGUUGCAAAGUUUAAAGAGUCGGUGUAUCUAAACUAAAUGAGACGCUUACCGUUUUGCACAUAUUUUGCAAUAAUUAUGGUUACAGAUAAUGAUUAUGUAGAUAAUUUUGUAAUGUAAUGUGCGGGGCGUGUGCAAGAGAGAUUCCCCGUCGCUUGCGCACUCUCCGCGCCCUGUACGCGUGACGUCACUGUUCCGUUGUUCUUGUGUUCACGUUAUUUGCGUUGUCGUAAGCCCCGUGGAACGGUUUGAGCUCACGCACGGACCACUGCAAUAUGAAUUCGAUUGUAGACCAACAUUCUGCUGACAUGGCGCCAGGAACUCCAUCGGAGAGCACCUCUGUGGUGUGAAAGUGAAACACCACGACAGUCCAAAGCAAAUUAUUAAAGUUAGCUCUAAGUCGGUAAGCUAAGAGACAAUAUUUAUGCAGAUAUAUUUUAUAAUGUGAAUCAAAUGUUACAUAAACUUAUUAAAAUAUUCGAAUUAUACAAGUAUAAAUACUAAGGAGUACAAAAUUUAAAUGUGGAUGUAGUUAUAAAUUAAAUUGGUCAGUAGCAGUGAGCUUGAAUCGUUUCAAUAUGUAUGACAGAAGGUGGUAAAAUUUUAACUUUUGUUGGUCAAACCAAAAGUUGUACCUACUAUUAGGCAUAUUU
Ostrinia furnacalis (Asian corn borer) is the source of this 9421-nucleotide messenger RNA. RefSeq names its product sodium voltage-gated channel paralytic (gene para). Gene Ontology annotation, biological process: neuronal action potential; sodium ion transmembrane transport; membrane depolarization during action potential. The record is from RefSeq and is a predicted model, not a curated record. Gene Ontology annotation, cellular component: plasma membrane; voltage-gated sodium channel complex. Gene Ontology annotation, molecular function: calcium ion binding; voltage-gated sodium channel activity. Lineage: Eukaryota; Metazoa; Arthropoda; Insecta; Lepidoptera; Crambidae.